This is a messenger RNA of Lagopus muta (rock ptarmigan), 2890 nucleotides long. It is a transcript of the gene CCDC17, whose product is annotated as coiled-coil domain containing 17. Bases 1255 to 2457 code for a protein of 400 amino acids. Lineage: Eukaryota; Metazoa; Chordata; Aves; Galliformes; Phasianidae. The record is from RefSeq and is a predicted model, not a curated record. The transcript is spliced from 9 exons.
UUGCUGUAGUGCUGGGACUGCAGGAGCUGAACUCUUCCUUUACAAAGGGAGAGGGAGAGAACAAUGGAGAGAUGGCAGCCCGUGUUCGUUGGUUUUGGUUGGUGUUUUUUUUUUAAAGAAAUUAAAGACAAUAAUUUGAAUUAUCUUCCACUCAAGCAGUUUGCUUUGUUUUCCGCUUCAUACAAAAUAGUGGAGCUCGACCGGUCGGUGUCACUGCCUGUUCCUGGUGCAAUGCUGCUGUCUGUGUUCACAACGUGGCAAGGGAAUGUCUGAAUCCAAAGCUGUUUUCAUUGAAAUCUUUUUUAAAAAAUCAUGAAAACAUUUCUAUUAGAUUAAAAAGGAUUUUACAAACAACUCAGGUGUGGCCUAAGCUAUUUCAGUGUCCGUUCAGCUGGGAACACAACCCGCGGGGCCGAAGGCAGGUGCGCGGUUGCGGCCGGUGGGCGGGCCGGGGUCGCGCCUCAGCGGGGGAGCUGGGCGUCGGGGGGCAGCACGGCUGGGUUGUGUGGAGCUGCUGCUGCUCCACGGAGAGAGGAGAGUGCGGCUGUGUGCGUGUGUAAUGGGAGCCGGGCCCGCGGAGCUGGGCUGCCGUGAGGAGAGCUCCCCAGCGCCGAUCCGCGCCGUUAGAUCGCUUCUGUCUGUGGCAGCUGUCUGCCUUCACCCAUCGAUGGGGAAAGUCGUGAGGAAAAGCGCUACAAAAGCCAAGAAACUGGGUAAGUUUAGAAGUCCGUGAGCGUGUAUCCGCGCUGACAGCCGCUCGUGAGCAGCGCUGUGUGGAAACGGGCCGUGCCUGAGGCGGGAGCCCUCACUGCUCAGCGGGGAGCGCUGUGAGCGCAGGUGAAGCCAAUGAGGCGUUAUGCCCUGCGCUGAGGGGAAGGAGAAAGAAGGAGAGAAGGAGAAGAAGAGGAGAGCCUCAGCCCGAAAUGGCGGGCGGGCAGCGCGAGGCGGAACGCGGCCUCCGCCAGCUGCCCCGGCCCGGGCGCACCGGGUAGAGACGGGGACCGGAGGAGCGCCGCGGGGGGAGCUGAGAGAGGAGCCCCGAGGAACCGCGCGGUGGAGGUGAGCGCCGGGAGGGCGGCCCGCAGAACAGAGCCGGGACGGGCCGUGCGCCUGGGGCGGAGCGGGGCUCGGCGCCCGUAGCAACGGCGGCCUCAAACACUGCAGGCGCGUCCCCGAGCGGGUCGGCGCGGACGGCCCGGAGGAGGGAGGGCCGCCGAGCCGGGCCGAGGGGCGCGGGUGUUUUGCAGGAGUCCGAUGGCGGCCGCCGGAGCCUUCGUCUGCCCGCGCUGCCGCAUGGCCUUCGGCUCCCGUGCGCUGCUAAGGGCGCACCGCGAGCGGCUGUGCCUCGGCGGGCCGGGGGAAGAGCCGGGAAGGACGGAGGGACUGCGGGACCCCUCGGUCGCGGUGUCCCGGCACGAGGAUCGCCCCAAGCACCGCCGUCUGCUCCCGCUCUCCGGGCUCCCUCGGUUCUCUGUGGGACGUGAGGGCCCGGGGCGAGCCCGCGGCGCACCGCUGGGUGACGUUCUCACGCCCCGCGAGCGGGCGCUGCUCCGUGCCCCCGCUGCCAGCCGGCCAGCAGAGCGGGGAGAGCCCGGCCCGCCGCGAGGGGACCCACGGGCACCGGAGCUGCUGGAGGCUCAUCAGCGCCACGUGGCUGAAAUCCGGGCCAGGACACAGCAGCUAGAGCGGCACAGAGAGCAGCUGUGCCAGCAGCUGGCAUUGCUGUGCAACAAGCAACUGUCACCAGAAAUGAGUUGGGCUGCAGAGCUGCUGCCAGACAAAGCUGGACACCAGCACCAAGGGGAUGCCCUUCACCUCGACGCCCUCCUGCCACCCUCUGGGCCGCUGGCAGCUGAGGCCAGGGCUCUGCGGCUCUCCUACCUGCGUGCUGGUGGCCGUGACGAGGCCACCUUGGCACAGAUGUUAGACCUCCAGCUGGAGGCCAUGGCACUAGAGAAAAAGGCUGCACAGAAGAUGAGCAAGUACCAGCCCCAGCACAGAGCCCAGGGACGGGAUACCAUCACUGUUGAGGCGGCACGGGGCCUCGAUGCGGCGCUGAUGGCUGUGGAGCUGGAGAACCAGCGGCUCGAGGAUGAGCUCCUGGCAUUGAAGGUCCGGAGGGAGAUGCGAGCUGAUGUUGGAUCGCUGGCAGCCCGGCAGAAUGCAGAGCUGGCUCAGCUGAAGGCAAAUGUAGAGAUGUUGCUGCGACACCAGGCAGAGGGGAUGGGGCCGCGCCUGCCCCCAGCCGUCCUCCCACCGCCCGUGGCCCCUCCACUCCCUCCAGCCUUAGCUCUGGCGGAGCCGCUAAGGACAAGCAGCCCCACAGCCUCCAGCCGCCCACUUGCACCCUCCAACCUCCCCGGCAUCUUCUUUGGAGCCCUGGAUGACCCCCCUCCUACUCAGGAGGCACCAGCUCAGCACAAAAGUCCUGAGAGACAUGUCUCAAGGUACAUUUAGGAAAAGCUUAACAGGAGGCGUUCAAGGCUCAAACCAAGGAGCAGCAAAACCCAUGCAAGAUUUCCUCUAUCAGCCUGGGGCUCGUGGUGGGUGUGUGAAAUAAAUGGCUUCUACCUACAGCUCUUCACCUCCUGGCCUUUUCCAGCGUACAGACUGUGAAGUUCACUGUUUGCAUCAUAUCCUGAAGAACAGAGCUGUACUACAGCUGCCAAGUCAGAUGACACAGAACCAGCACCAACUUUGCAAAAUGCAGUUCAGUCAUAGCAAGCCAGGAGUACAGGGAGGGAGCACACAGCGACUGCAGCCUUCUGCCGCUGCAGCACACAGGAGCAGGGAAGGUACCACACCACAGUAACUGGCCAGAGAGAUGCUGACAGCCUUGCCUCCCCUGCACCUUCCGCCAGGCCCAGGGCUUACAUUGCCUCCUCUUGCC